GCAAAAAGUUGCAAUCCAACAUCAUCAAGAAAGGAAACAUGGGUCCAAGCAAGUUAAGGAAAGCCAUUGGGGCGGUGAAGGACCAGACCAGCAUCGGCCUAGCCAAGGUCGGCAACAGCACCUCCCUCUCCGACCUCGACGUGGCCAUCGUGAAGGCCACGCGCCACGAGGAGUACCCUCCCGACGAGCGCUACGUCCGCGAGAUCCUCAACCUCACGGCCUUCUCCCACAUGUUCGUGAGCGCGUGCGUGAGCACCAUCACGAGGCGCCUGAGCAAGACGAGGAAUUGGGUGGUGGCCCUGAAAGCCCUGAUGCUCAUCCAGCGCCUGCUCUCGGAGGGCGACGCCGCCUACGAGCAGGAGAUCUUCUUCGCGACAAGGCGCGGGACUCGCCUCCUCAACAUGAGUGACUUCAGAGACGCCUCGGCUCGCUCCAACUCGUGGGACUACUCGGCGUUCGUCCGCACCUACGGGCUCUACUUGGACGAGCAGCUCGAGUUUAAGGUGCAGGGCCGCAGAGCGAACCAAGGGGGGGGCUAUGCGUGCGAUGUCUCGGGGGCGGAGCUCGCCACCACCGCCGCGUGCAACGCCAUUGUGCCGAAGGGCACUCCACUCCGUGAUAUGAAGAUUGAGAAGAUCUUUUAUAAGAUCAAUCAUCUAAUGCAACUUCUAGAGAGGUUUUUGUCAUGCAAGCCAACAGGUGCUGCAAGAGAGAACAGGGUUGUGAAUGUGGCUUUAUACCCCAUAGUGAAAGAGAGCUUUCAGCUCUGUUUCAACAUAACAGAGAUCAUGUCAGUCUUGAUUGAACGCUUCAUGGACCUAGAAAUACCAGAAAUGGUGAAAGUCCACGAGAUCUUCUCCCGCGUGUCCAAGCAAUACGACGACGUGGAUGCGUUCUACACGUGGUGUAAGAACGUUGGCAUUGCGCGCUCCUCCGAGUAUCCCGAAGUUGAGAAGAUCUCACAAAAAAGGCUCGACAUGAUGGACGAUUACAUUCGCGAAAGGACGAUCAUGGCCCGUGAGAAGAGACCCGCCAGCCCGGAGCCGGAGCCGGAGCCCGAACCCGUCGAAGAGACAGAGCCCAAAGAGGAUAUGAAUAAGAUCAAGGCAUUGCCAGCACCACCACCACCAUUACCGGAAACUAAAGCAAAAGAGAAAGAGGUAGUGGAAGAGAAGAAAACUCAAGAAGAGGGGGAUUUGUUGAACCUAGGUGAAAAUGCACCUACUACACAAGAGCAUGGUGAUAUGCUAGCAUUAGCUCUGUUCGACGGCGGCCUACCCACGGCCGGUCCGGAAAAUAAAACGAACCCAUGGGAGGCCUUCAAAGAGUCAUCGUCUGGGGAUUGGGAGACGGCUUUAGUCCAGACUGCUAGCCACUUGUCGAACCAAACGGUAUCGCUUCCCGGAGGGUUCGACACAAUGAUUCUUGAUGGUAUGUACCAACAAGGUGCAUUAUCUCAGGCAGUGGCUUCUUCGGGUGUUGUAGCUACCGGAAGUGCUAGUAGUGUUGCUCUAGGGUCAGCGGGUCGGCCGGCCAUGCUAGCAUUGCCAGCACCACCCUUAGCCGAGGGCGGAACCGCCAGUUCAGAGAAUUACGACCCUUUUGCCGCCUCCCUUGCUGUUCCACCACCACCAUACGUGCAGAUGUCGGAGCUGGAGAAAAAGCAAAGCUUUCUUGUACAAGAGCAACUAAUGUGGCAACAAUAUGCAAAGGAUGGGAUGCAGGGACCAGCAGCUUUAGCUAAGGCAAACCCGAGUUCAUCAUACCCGCACAACACGACGACACCAUAA
This is a messenger RNA of Salvia hispanica, 1790 nucleotides long. Its product is annotated as putative clathrin assembly protein At1g03050. The record is from RefSeq and is a predicted model, not a curated record. Lineage: Eukaryota; Viridiplantae; Streptophyta; Magnoliopsida; Lamiales; Lamiaceae. Gene Ontology annotation, molecular function: clathrin heavy chain binding; SNARE binding; 1-phosphatidylinositol binding. Gene Ontology annotation, biological process: vesicle budding from membrane; clathrin coat assembly; clathrin-dependent endocytosis. Gene Ontology annotation, cellular component: clathrin-coated pit; clathrin-coated vesicle.